CUCGACCGAUAAUAACAUAAUCAAUACAGCACAGCGCAUAUUCCGUGUUCGUAUUUAGCCGAAACAGCAUGUUUACAUUCUGAAAUGUGAUGAAUCUUCUCACAGAAUAUUCUGUUAACACUGCCACAACAUACGGAUUUUACUACCUGGAUUAUACAAUCAUGUCAACACACGAACCGAAAGCUGAGCGCCAGGGUGAGGUGCGCGCCGAGGCCCAAUCGGGCGAGCGGACGGAUGCGGGAAUUCAUCUGGGCGCGGAGAAGUACAUGAAGGAGGACAAUCCCCAGGAUAACCCGGCGUAUGAUGAAGCAACGGGAAGACAGACCGGCGCCGGUGUCCCGCCGUCCCAACGGGAGAUGGGCGAUCGCCAACGGGAGGCGGGCGCCAAGGGUGCAGCACAACCCGAUGAGUACGUCAAGGCGGCGGUAGUGCCGGCACCCGCCCCAUCCGCCGAUCAUCUAAUGAAGAACUACCCCGGGAUGUAUCCCGAGGUGGAGGAACAGGAGCGCCGUCGGGUGGAGGGGCAACGGGGAGAGGAGGCGGAACGGGAGCGUCGCCAUCAUGAGCACCACCAUCACCGUCAUCAUCAUCACCACCACCGCGAUGAGGAACCGCGUCACGCGGAGAAGACCGUGGAGGUCCGUGGAAGUGAUGGGGAGGUGCAACGCGCCAAACAGGAGGUGAUGGGGGAUUCCUGGCAGGGUCCGGAUCCCCGGAAUCCCGAGGAGUCGCGGCGUAGGGACGUCCAGGAACGGGAUGAGGCGCCCCGGGAACGCCGAGUGGCUCGAGACGAGCACGUCACUGUUGAAGGUGCACCUCGAGAAAGGGAGGUACGGGAGGAAGUGGCCACCCGGGAUCGGGACGUCGAGCCCCGCCGCCAGGAUGUCCGGGAGGAAAAGGUCAGGAACACCGGCGAAGGCGAACGCCGGGAGGUCCGGGAAAAGGUCAAAGACACCGACAGCGGCGAACGCCGAGAGGUCCGGGAGGAGAAAUUCAAAGACGACGGUCAGCGCCGGGAGGUUAAGGAGAAACGGGUGUCGGACGAUGGAGAGCGCCGUGAAGAGCACCAUGUCGAGAAGAACACCGAGAACCCCCGAAAAGGCUAUAAGAUGUCGGAAGCUUAUGCGCAUGGCGAGGCUGUCCACAUGGACGCCCAGGAAGAUUGCCGUAUCAGUGAAAAGACUGACGACGAGGGCAAGGAAGUCCACCGCGAGGAGACCACGAAGGACGACGGUGAACGUCGAACGGAAACUAAGAAGGAAGUGGUACGCGAUCGUGACAGUUCCCGGCGGGAAUCAGAAGGCAACGCGGAGCGUGACCGCCGUCAGGGUCACGUCGAGGAAGACGUGGUUAGUCGACCGCCCAAUAAGCAGACGGAAGGCGGAGAUAAGCGCGUGGACAUCGGUGGCGAGUCUCAAGGCGAAAUGCACGAACGCACCGAUGUAAAGAUGCCCGAAUAUAACGAGCAAGAAGAGAUGGCGGCAGCCGCAGCCAAACGAGCGGCUGAAGAUGGCGCCGCCGUCGAUAAGGAUAAGGUCAUCGCUGAACACGCCGCAAUGUUCCCCGACGAUGAGGACGAACAUAAGAAAGGCGGACUGGUUCAUAAGCUGAAGCACGCCCUGCAUUUGGACCGCUCCGAACGCAAAGCCGAGAAAGAGCGGAAGAAGGAAGCCGAGGAAGGUUUUCCGGAACGCCAGGAAAAAAUCAAACAGACGCAAUUAGAGAGUCAAAAAGCGAUGGAAGUGACAACCGAGGAGAAAGUGGAGACCCCCGACGGGGAAAAGGUUCGCGGGGAAAAAGUUACCAAAGAAAGGGAUACCGAUGGCGGCAGUGUCCAGAAGCGCACCACCGAAAUCAAGGAAGAAAAGGAUCCCCGGGAACCGGCUGAUACGGAAAGCGUUCGCGAAGAUAGAACCGUGGAAACACGGGACAGUGGCGCUUCACGUCGACCGAAUGCCAGUGGCGAUAAAGCGCGUGAACGCAACACCGAGACCCGGGAAAAGAUCACCGACGAUCGCGGUGAUGUGCGGGAAGAACGCCGUGUCGAGCGGAACGAGCGCCGCGACGAUGCGGGUGAUAUUAGUCGGCGUGAAGAGAAGACCGUCAAAGUCCGCGAACCGUCGCCGAGCCGGGGCGUGACCAGCCAGGGCGUGCAGACCGGCGAACCCGCGAAGGACCAGCCACCGCCCCAAGGAUCACGUGACCAAGCCUACGAAGGCGGCGCGGUGAGUAACUCCCGCCAGAACGCGACGGUCCCGUUGGAGAUCCUCAAUCCCGAGGGGAUGCACCGUAAAGCGGAGGAGGACGAGAUUAUUAAGAGCGGACAGAAUUACGCGGAGAUGGACUUCCGCCAACCGCAUGAGGAGCGCAUUCCCCGCGACCGUAUUGAGCGCAUGGUGGAGAUGGAUCAUAAGCGGAAAGCGGCCGGUCUGGCGCCCGAUGCCGAGGUCCUGGCCAAUAACUUUCAGGUGACCUUCCACACGGCGGAUUCCAUGGAACGGGUGGACCAGGCCGGGCAGCCGGCGGUGGAGCAGGCGCCACCCCGACGCGAUUCCUCGUAUCGCCGUUAGAUCUACCGGCUUUUUUGAAUCUGUAUUUAAAUGUGCGGCGAUAUAAUGCUGCACAGGUACUCUAACACUGUUAAAUUAUUAUUGCGGGAAGUGAUUUGUAAAUUGGCAGCUAAUCAAAGCGUAUUGGUUCUUUGCGAGAUUAUUCAUGUAAUUUAAAUUAUUUAUGUAUUUCAGUAGCAGCGCCUUGUAUGAGUACGUUAUGUACUUUUUUUCCAGGUUGUUCCGCAAAAGUCGGGAAUAUAACCUGCUGAAGUUAAAUAAAACAUUAAAUGUAUAAAGUGAAAUAAAUGUCAAAGUUG
Molecule: messenger RNA, 2869 nt
Organism: Paramacrobiotus metropolitanus
Lineage: Eukaryota; Metazoa; Tardigrada; Eutardigrada; Parachela; Macrobiotidae
Product: trichohyalin-like
Exons: 2
Coding region: 90-2570 (826 amino acids)
Source: RefSeq, a predicted model, not a curated record